Molecule: messenger RNA, 591 nt
Organism: Mesorhabditis spiculigera
Lineage: Eukaryota; Metazoa; Nematoda; Chromadorea; Rhabditida; Rhabditidae
Source: the annotation of a GenBank genome assembly
AUGAACAAAUUUGGGAUCAUAUUGUGGCUUGCAGGGAUUGCUUAUAUCCGGUGUGGUGAGGAGCCUAAACCACCAACCGUCAAGCCCACCAAGCCCGCUCCACCCCCCAAGUGCGAUGGCGGUUGGAAAAAGUUUGGAGCCAAGUGUUACAAGAAGGUGCAAGCACACGCCAAUUUCUGGGACAGCGCCCUGCAAUGCGCGCAAGCCAACGCGCAUCUCAUGACGACGAUCGUCCCGGAGGCAGACCGAGACGCCUUCAGGAGCUGGACAGAUUCGCGUCACGUUUGGAUCGGCGGCACCCACACGUCUCUUGCCCCUGCGAUCGAAUGUGAGGCCGGUUGGACGGCCGCCCAGCAUGACCAAAUGUGCUAUAAGGGGAGCAGCGAUUUACGAAACUUCAUAGAGGCCAAGGACUACUGUGCCAAAGAAGGUGGUACCAUGGCUUGUGCGCCGACGCCGGUUGAGAACGCAUUUUUAUUCAACUACAUGGCGGAACAAAAGUAUCUGGCUGUUUGGAUUGGGGGAUCGCUGGACAUGAAAGACAAAUGGAGCUGGCUUGACGACUCGGAUUGUAUGCAAGAAGAAACCCAA